CGGCUCCCCGGCUGCCAUGGCAACGCACGACGUUCUACCGUAAAGCGACACCCUGACCUCCUUCCGGAACAAGAUGGCGGCGCUCACCGGCUCCCGGGCCCUGCGGGUCUGGACCCCCCUCCGCCGGUACCGUCACAGUGAGCCCAGCGGACCGGCACCGGCCAAGGUGACACCACAGACAUUACCGCCCUCUCCACCAAACUGGGGGUUCCGAGCAUUUCACAGGCCAGGCCAGAGCAACCGAACUGGAGAAAUCCAACUCUGCUUCCAGAUCGAUUACUCUGGCCUUAAACAGCACAUUCCGCUCAUUCUGCCAGCGCUGGCCAUGCGCCAAUCAGAGAGCUGCCCCCAAUCCCCAGCCUGGUCCUAGUGACUCUAACUAUGUACAGGGGUAUUCAAUAAAGUGAGUAUCUCCCCAUAGUGAAUAUUUAUCUCAUUCAUCAAAUUAAUAAUAAUAAUAAUAUAAUAUGAGCUUCACCAUAGUCCCAGCUGGACCAGUUAAUCCUGAAAGGAACACUCUGCACCCCUUAAAUCACUUCAACCGGCUGCGGUGCUGCUUUUGGGGGCUACCAUAGAAUACCUUCCUUUCCCGCUUUAUAAAAGUAUUUAUUGUAAGGAAAAUCAGAACUUUAAUGAAGUGACAUGGUUGCACUCUCCAAGCUCUCAGAGCAGAGGCCUGUGCUUCUUAGAGAAAACUCAGAAUUAAAGGGAAACUAUAGUGCCAGGAAAAUAAAGUUUGUUUCUCACGUCCCCCUCCCCGUCUUCCUCCACCUCUGUGAAUUAGGGGUUAAAAAAAAUUUUUUUUAACUUACCUGAUUCCAGCGGUAGGGGGGGGAACGUAAGGCCCAUGCGCGGCACUUGCAAUAGGAUUUCCCUCAUAAGAAAGCAUUAUAUACAUUUUUUUUUUACUAUGGGGUUUUGGGAGACGCUGGAUGUCCUUAUGCAUAGCACAUCAAUUGUACAGCUCUACAGAAUCUGAUGGCGCUAUAUAAAUAAUAUAAUAAUAAUUGGGUGACCAAAAGUCACCUGGCGACCUGGAAGUCACUCUAGUGGCUGUCUGAUAGAUAGCCACUAGAGUUGGAGUUAACCCUGGCAGGUAAUUAUUGUAGUUUAUUAACCACUAGAGGUGUCCUUAGGCAGCAAUGUAAACACUGCCUUUUCUCUGAAAAGACAGUGUUUACAUUCAAAUGCCUGCAGGGACAUACUAUACACAUCAGAACAACUACAUUAAGCUAUAGUGGUUCUGGUGACUUUAGUGUUCCUUUAAGUAAUUUUAAAAAAAACACAGUUUGAGGCACAUCCAGUUUUGCAAAAAGCUAGGGAAAAAAGACCUUUUGAUCCCAGAAUGGCAAUCAGAUAUCUCCUUGAAUCUAGAAGCCAUUACCCUACAAAUUAAAAAUUAUAUCCCUGUGUUUACAAGUAUUUUCCCAAUUGCUGCUUAACCAUUUCUAUAGACUAUGAUAAAACUAACGAAAGUACUUUUUCGGGCAGACAAUUCCACAUCCUUAUUGUUCUUACUGUAAAAGAAAAACCCCUUUCAUUUGCAUUAGACUAAAUCUCUUUUCUUCCAGUCUAAAUGCGUGACUUCAUGUCCUAUGUAUAGCCCUGUUUAUGAACAGAUUUCUAUACAAUGGUUUGUAUUGUCCCCAAAUAUAUUUGUAUAAUGCUAUCAUAUCUCCUCUGAGGCACCAUUUUCCAAACUAAAGAGGUUUAAGUUUGUUAACCUUUCUUCAUAACUAAAAUUCUCCAUUCCUUUUGUCAGUUUUGUAGUCCUCCUCUGCACUUUUUCUAGUGCCAUAAUAUAGGUGAGCAAAAUUGCACAGCAUAUUCAAGGUAUGGUCUUACCAGUGAUUUAUAAAGACGCAAAAUUAUAUUUUCAACCCGAGAAUGAAUGCCCCUAUUUAUAAGGCCCUAGAUUUCAGUAAGGCUUUUGACACUGUUGCACAUAGAAGGCUUAUCAAUAAACUGCAAUCUUUAAGUUUGGAUUCAAAUAUUGUUGAAUGGGUAAGGCAGUGGCUGAGUGACAGGCAACAGAGGGUUGUAGUUAAUGGAAUAUAUUCGAAAGCUUGGACUUGUCACCAGUGGGGUACCUCAGGGAUCUGUACUUGGACCCAUUCUCUUUAAUAUUUUUAUUAGUGAUAUUGCAGAAGGUCUUGAUGGUAAGGUGUGUCUUUUUGCUGAUGAUACUAAGAUAUGUAGCAGGGUUGAUGUUCCAGGAGGGAUAAGCCAAAUGGCAAAUGAUUUAGGUAAACUAGAAAAAUGGUCAGAAUUGUGGCAACUGACAUUUAAUGUGGAUAAGUGCAAGAUAAUGCAUCUUGGACGUAAAAACCCAAGGGCAGAGUACAGAAUAUUUGAUAGAGUUCUAACCUCAACAUAUGAGGAAAGGGAUUUAGGGGUGAUUAUUUCUGAUGACUUAAAGGUAGGCAGACAAUGUAAUAGAGCAGCAGGAAAUGCUAGCAGAAUGCUUGGUUGUAUAGGGAGAGGUAUUAGCAGUAGAAAGAGGGAAGUGCUCAUGCCAUUGUACAGAACACUGGUGAGACCUCACUUGGAGUAUUGUACACAGUACUGGAGACCGUAUCUUCAGAAGGAUAUUGAUACCUUAGAGAGGGUUCAGAGAAGGGCUACUAAACUGGUUCAUGGAUUGCAGGAUAAAACUUACCAGGAAAGGUUAAAGGAUCUUAACAUGUAUAGCUUGGAGGAAAGACGAGACAGGGGGGAUAUGAUAGAAACAUUUAAAUAUAUAAAGGGAACCAACACAGUAAAGGAGGAGACUAUAUUUAAAAGAAGAAAAACUACCACAACAAGAGGACAUAGUCUUAAAUUAGAGGGACAAAGGUUUAAAAAUAAUAUCAGGAAGUAUUACUUUACUGAGAGGGUAGUGGAUGCAUGGAAUAGCCUUCCAGCUGAAGUGGUAGAGGUUAACACAGUAAAGGAGUUUAAGCAUGCGUGGAACAGGCAUAUGGCUAUCCUAACUAUAAGAUAAGGCUAGGGACUGAUGAAAGUAUUUAGAAAUAUUGAGCAGACUAGAUGGGCCGAAUGGUUCUUAUCUGCCGUCACAUUCUAUGUUUCUAUAAAUGACUAAACCUUACUGGCCUUACCAACUGCUGAUUGACAUUGCAUAUUGUUGCCUAGUCUAUAGCAGUGGUUCCCAACCCAGUCCUCAAGUACCCCCUACCAGUCCAGGAUUUACAGAUUACCCUGUUGUGUCUAAAGUGUUUUUUUUUUCUUUCCAAAAACACCUUAGACACAAUUGAGUAAUCCUUAAAUCCUGGACUGUUAGGCGGUAAUUGAGGACUAGUUUGGGAACAACUGUUCUAUAGCAAUUCCCAAAUCCUUCUAUGAUGCUUUGUCUUUUUAAAGGCAUGUAAAGUAUCAUGGGAGUUGUCAUUCUACAACAUCAGGGGAUCUUCCUUAUGGACACCCCUGCUCUACAGACCUCCGUGCUGUACUCUUGUGAAUACACAAACUACCUUUAACUUCAACUGUGUACCACUGCACACUAAGCAAGGAUGUCAACGUUGGGGGUCUUGGCAAAUAUUAAGCUGCCCCUGGUGUGUAUGUAUAUACAUACACAUAUCAUAAGGCACUAGAUUUGUAGCAAACAGCAUAAAAAUUAAGAAACAAAUAUUUAUUGGUAUAGGUAGUCAAGUGUAAGUAAGGGGAUAUGUCCUGGAGUAGUCGAAGUAUGGACAGUAACUGUAUAUUUUUUUGUUUAGUUUGAUGCAUCAUUCAUUGACACAAAGUUGUGAAGAUUCUGUGAAUCUGAUUGCUGAUCAAUGGAGUAAGAAUCGAAACGCAAAUAAAAAAAAAAUAUAUUUUAUGACUCCUGAUAUAAAUAGUGUAACGGCACCCUCAGCAUAAAAGGGUUAAACCGCCGUUUAGUAGAUCUUCCCCUUUCAGAGACACAGGCACAGCUACUGCAGAACACCAAUCUGCCGAACAGGAAACCAUACGAAUGCUGUAAACAGCCGAAUAGGAAGAACCAUACGAAUGGGUUUACACUCCUAGCAGUCAAACUGGAACAGCAUACAAUAAAUCCCCCCAAGAACGAGACAAAGCUCCGUGUUGAGGGUCAAGCAGUGAACAGACAGAGCUGUGGGUUUAUUGUGCUUAUGUACACAUUCUUACACAUUAGUACCACCCACAGGGUUUUGGAACACAACCAAUAAACACAUACAAUACACUCAGACACUCCCACACAAAUUCCUCCCCUCUGCAUGUGAUUCAAUUACCUUACACAAUGGGUAAUGUAAUUUAGCACAAGCAGAAAUAAAUUUUUCCACAUUAUUCAUAACUUACAUUUUCAGAAUCAGCAUACUCCAAAUACAAACAUACGUCAAAAUCAUACAGAUUGGUCCAGUGGUUCAAAAGAUAGAUCGUAGUCCUUUGUGACCACAGGAAGCAUGGCUUUUCUGCCCAAAACCAGUUCCACAGAGUCUUCUAUCCUGGAGAUUAUUAGAAGUAAUUCAAUUAUCUCCAAAGACAGAGGCAAAACUCCAUUGAACACAUGGCAACAAAAACACAGUAAGAUACAAUAAAAUACACAAGGUUACAUUUAUGACAUAAAAUACAGACAUGCAACAUAUCCCCAGAUAGCUUAGGUCUAAGCGCACAUUAUUACUGAAUGGCGCUCAGAGCACACACAUACAGUUCAAUUGCCAUGGAGCCAAAAUCUUUCCCAUAGUCUUUCAUUAUACGAAUGGGCUCCAUGGCAUAGCUAUCUGGGGUAUCACUGCUCAAACAGGGCAAGCACCAAAUGACCCGGCUUUCUUGUCUUUGCAGGGGAAAAUCAAGCCUUUUAACAUGAGGCCAUAAUCCCAAGGCAACAGGCGAGCAACCCGGCUUCUCCAAUGCAAUGUGGCGAGAUUGGUCUCGUCACAAAUAGCUACAUCACAUAGCACUGCUGAAUUUGUAUUAUUGAAAAGUAUUAAAUAAAUUGAUUUCUUAAACUAAUUUUGAUAUAUCCUUCAUCAUAUUUUAGGCAGUGGGCUUCUAUCCUCCCCCCGACUCUAAAUAUGACUGGAUUGGUCCUCCUGACAGGAUUUCAAACCUAAGACCCAUAAAAUUUUUUGUACCAAAGAAUGAAUCUGAGCCAGAAAGAAAGCUCAGGGAAUUGCGCGAGGAAACACAAGAUUGGAACCAAAGAUUCUGGGCUACGCAGAACAUGACAUUUCUUAAGGUAACCACUUUCCACUUUAAAUAGUGUUCAAUUAGUUUCAUCGUGUUUUUAGGUUGCAAAACAAUACUCGUUGUAGAAGAUUUGUUCAUAUUUUGCAUACGUUUAAAUUUGAUGUGAAAAGAGCUUUUCCCUCUUGUAAAAACUGUUUUAGUACAUUUAUGUAGCUUUAAACUCUUUCAUUUAUCGUAGUCCAAUGAAGAGUAAGACAGGUGUAUAAAGUACAUCACCAUAAACCAACUAAAUUGUAUAUGAAUAUAGAGACUUGUAUAUAUCUUACACAACAUUUCUUUGUGGGUAGUUUUUUUUGUUUUUUGUUUUUUAGAAACAUUAUAAAACAUGCUCUCUCACACACUACAUACCUAAAGAAGGAUUAAUAUAUACAAUCUUGGUUUUAUUGCAAUUGUAGGCCUGAAUAACAUGGGGGUGUUAAACAAUCCCAUUUUAUUCCAUGAUAGGUGGUUAAGCUGUUAUUAAUUUAAUAAGAUACCAGUCUUGAGUUCAAAAGUGAAUUUUAUUUUGGACUGGAGGGAUAUACCAGAGAAUUAAAAUAGGGCUGCCAACUAAGGAACACAUUUUCUCGUUAAAGUACUUGUGUAAUGAAGCUUCCUAUAGGAUAAUAAGCACAAACAUGUUAAAACAACCAUCUUGACCCCUGCCCCCCACUUGCUUCCCUUAAAUAUAGAAAAAUCUUACCUUUACUCCAGUCUGCUGCUGCUGGCUCUGCCCCGAUCUACCUGCUUGGCUAACAUCAUCAGAAGAGAUUCUCUCCGCCAAUCACAAUGCUUUCAUUUAGGAAAGCAUUGGAUUGGCUGUGACUGUCAAGGAGGCCGAUCGGGGGCAGAGCCAGCACAAGCCAAACACAGCCCUGGCCAAUCAGCAUCUCUUCAUGGAGAUGAAUUGAAUCAAUGAAUCUCUAUGAGGAAAAUUCUGUGUCUCCAUGCAGAGGGUGGAGACACUGAAUGUCAGUCACACAGUGCAGCACUGCCCCAGGAAGCACCUCUAGUAGCCAUAUAAGGAAUGGCCACUCUCUGAAAACAUGGUGUUUAUUGCAAAAAGCCAGAAGGGAAUGAUUAUACUCACCAGAACAAAUACAAUAAGCUGUAGUUGUUCUGAUGACUGUAGUGUCCCUUUUAAAGAAAAAGGAGAUUUGGUUGUAAAGUAGUCACAACGGAGAAGGGGAGGAAAGGAUCCAAUGAUGUAGUAUACAUUCCAAGCAGCAAGCAGAAUCUUAUAGAACAAUUUAGAAAUAUGACCAGACUCCUCAGGCACCACCCCAAAUGUUGCUAGUAAAGGCUGGAUGUGGAACAGUCUACCCAAAAACAUAGUUUUAUAAUCGGUUACUCUCUUCCAUAAUGCCUGAAUCUCCACACACUCCCAAAAAUAAUGAUACAGCUCUGCUCCUUCGGUCCUGCAUUUCAAACACUUGGCAGUGUUCCUCAUUCUUAAAGAAAAUUGGUUUUGGGGUGAGUAGUAGUUGUGAUGUGUAAUUUUUAAAUGCAUAUUCUGGUAAGAUGCAGAUGGAAGUAAUUUAAAGGAACACUGUAGUGUCAGGAAUACAAAUGUGUGUCCCCUCCCCCCAAGUGAAAAGGGUGAUUUUGCUUACCUUUUUCCAGCACCGUGCAGGUCUGGUCGCUGAUGGCUCCUUCCAUGCUCCACCUCCUUGGCUGAGAUCAUCCAUUCUGCUGAUCUCAGCCAAUCCAGUGCUUUUCCAUAGUAAAGUAUUGGGAGGUUAAUUUGCACAAGCAGCAAAACGCUGCGCUACACCAAUUGUCAACUCUGAGGCACAUUGUGACCCAGGAAACAGAAUCUGGAUAGGAUACAAAAGCAAGACAAGAACAGAAAGGAUUAGCAUGGGUCCUUAGAAUGGCUUCAUUUAAAGGAACACUAUAGCAUUAAGAAUACAAAUGUUAAUCACUAACACUGUAGUGCCCUGAUAGCCAUUUAGGUUCCUGUAGAGAGUUUAAAAAAAAGUCUCUUUACUUGCCUUUUAUCCCUCUUAGUGCCAGUCUCCAUACUAGGGAGCGACCGAUAUUAAUUUUUUAGAGCCGAUACCAAUAAUCUGUGAACUUUCAGGCCGAUAGCUUACCAAUAUUCUGUACAUUUACAGUAUUUUUUUUUAAAUUUUAUUAAGUGGUAAAUGCACGAAAUAUGCAUGCCAGUCAGAUUUUUUUUUAUGUUUUCAAUAAUAUUUUUAUGUGUCUGUGUGUAGUAGAUGCAGUGAGAGUAUUUGAUUAGUAAAUGCAGUGUGUGUGUUCCUCUCUCCCCCCUAGUGUUCUUCACCCCCCUUCCCUGUCCCAUAGUGUUCUUCACUCCCCCUCCCCUGUCCCUUAGUGUUCUUCACUCCGCCUCCCCUGUCCCAUUGUGUUCUUCACUCCCCCUCCCCUGUCUCAUAGUGUUCUUCACCCUCCUUCCCUGCCCCAUAGUCUUCUUCUCUCCCCCCCUCCUGUCCCAUAGUGUUUGUAAGAAAACCCAACAUUUCCCAAACUCUUUCGGACAAUAUUUCGUAGGGUUUACCCUGUUUUCAUUUGUUUUUUUGGUAGUUUCAAAGCUACCGAACCACCGUCCACCCCCCUGGUUCAUUAUCUUUAAAGGAAACCAUCAAUCAAGCGCUCUCCCUUUGCGGCCGCCGUUUGUAUAAUCUAACGCCACGUGCAGGAGAAAACGACGGCCAUCUUGUUUGCACGAAAGGAGGCAGCGGGACUUGGUUGUCGAGUGUCUGGAACUAAAAUCGGACACUCGACUUCCCGAACACCGGUCAAGCUAUACGAACGCCUGCUUCUUUUUCCAGAAAAGCUAGGGGAGCGUUGUUUGGUUCCCACGAACCAGGGGAACAAUCGCUACUAGGAGCCAGGGGGUUCUAUUCGUGCAUUAGUUCGUUUUUUUUAACUUGUCGAAAUAGACCGACUGCACAGCCUAAACUCAUGCAACUGUUUCUUGGCAGGAGCCUCGUGUGCGGUCGGUCAAAAUGGGACUUCCAUGAAAUUCGAAAACCCUGGGUUAUGGCCCGAAAUGAGGAUUAUUGAGAGUAGUGGUUUUCAGAUCGUAGGGAGUGAGGGUGUUAGUAGAAGGGUGGGGGAUCUGAAUGGGAGUGGGUAGGAGGCUGUGUGUGUGCACCAACACCCCUUUCCUCUCCCCGCCUCCUGUAAAUGGAUUAGAAAGAAUGGAGUUCGGUGGGAGCAAACUCCCGAAAGCGGGGCACCAGACAAGCAAACGCACGAACAGUUUAUUCGUUGAUUUGUCUGUAUUAAGUAUUCCCGAAAGAGACCGACCGCACAGUCUGAAUUCAUGGAACUCUUUUGGGAAGGAGUCUCGUGUGCGGUCGGUCAAAAUAUGACUUCCAUGGAAAUCUUAAACCUCUGAACUGAUCUGGGUGAUUUUGGAUAUGUUGGUCACCCAGAUCAGGGCUAUCAGGGAAUAUGACAUUUAUGGGGAUGCUAUGUGUUUUGGGGUAUUUUCUAAGUUUUGUGAAAAAUAUGGUUUUUCUGUCUGGAGAUAAUGGAGUUAUUACUCUAGCUGACUCCAUUAUCUCACAGUCAGAGAAGAGGGAAUUAUAUGUUUUGUUGCAGGCUGGCCGGGUAUUAGUAUACGUCCUCCAUUGCAGCAAUAUCACUUUCACGCUAUAUGGCUUUAUGUUUCCUCAGGGUCUGUACUGGUAAGGUUUUCAGUACACAAACAUCCCACUUCUGAAACCCCUUGUAGCAAGCUGGCCGGGUCUUGGGUUACAAAUAACAGAAACAGUUCUUUCUUCCAAUAUGAGGGAAGCUUUAUUUAGCAAGCAGGCCCCAAUUGAGCCACAGCAAAACAUGAAAACCAAAAUAAACUCCUACUCCACACUGGAGACUAACAUAGAGUACCCUUUCUAUGCUACUGGGCACCUAAGCUGACCCCAGUAGUUUAACAAAUAAAAAUAAAAGCUUGCAAAAUACCUUUUUGUUCCCACACAGUUUCUAGCUCUAGCUCUAGAGGUCAGUCUCACAGCAUACAGAUGAAUAUAUAAAAUAAAAAACAAAUGCAAACAAUAGUGUCCACUGUGUUAAUAGUUUACUCACGUUUGAUAGAGCAGUGGAUACCAUGUAAGUAUUUCUGCUUGGGUGGUAUGAUCCUUACCAGGGAUAUAAUGUGGAGUAAGUAGUAGGAUGAUGCUAUCCAGGGAUAAUGUGUGGUAGGUUCUUAAAGAUGAUUGAUGUGCCAGGAACAAUAAAAUAUAACACUAAUACUUUAAAGCCACUCCAUGCUUCCAAACCUCCCCCGCCCCCUUGUAGUUUAGUAAAUAUACCUACAAUGAAUACAUGCAUGCAUAUUUUUAUGUAUGUUUUUAUUGGGAGUAUAGUAUAAAAGAACUUACAAAAGCUGCAGUUCUUAUGACUGCACCAUUUGUAAGCCCUCCCUUUUUCUCCCAGAAGGGAUUUUCAGUCUCUUCACUGGAAAAUAACCAAUCAGAGGCUUCUCACUCUGAAACCUUUGACUUGGUCCCAACGUGCAAGCGCACCAGCUUGUGCACUCGCAUGUCUGGAGCUGACGAGCUGGUCUGAAUUUAAUAUUUGGCACAACCUAUAUUGUGUUUAGUAUUAUUCGUAUAUUCUACCAUCUAGAGCGAGCAGCAGGCAUUUCAAAUUUGCAUUUUGGGACUGGUUCAACUAUGGGUAAUUGUGCAUGAGAAGCACUGAAAGUCAACGUCCACCUUUUGUUUUAAAGGAACAACAUGAUGUUUGUGUUAGGAGAAAGGUUGAACCUAGAGCCCAUUUUUUUUUCUUACUUAUUGGCAAUUUUAUUUUCCAGGAAAAAGAAGACUUUAUUACAGCAAGACUAAGGUCUUUGGGGCUAGAUGAAAGAGAUGAAGACGGUAAGAUGUAACUGUAGCUUAAUCCACCAUAGGUUAGAGAGAGAUGUGUGUGUUUGUCUCUCACAGAUACACAUAUAUAUAUAUAUAUGUAUAUGUGUAUGUGUCUAGUAUUCCUUUUCCCAAUAGCAGAGUAUCGCCUAGAAUCUACAGGAAUAAAUAUCGCUGGUAUCGCCAAAUAAUCCACACGUGAGCCAAAGCUUAAUGCUGGAACAAAACUGAUUUACUGGAAGCAACAGGCAUUCAAUAUAUGCAGUACAAACUCCUCCUCUGGGCCAGGCUAGAUAAUUGAGUUUCAGCAGCAUACUAAACUCAAUUAUCUGCUGGCCAGAAACAUUAACAAUUUUCAACAUUUUUGGAAAUAUACUUUCUACAUGACAUAUGAAUAUAAAAACCACAUCCCUCGGUAGCUGAGGAUACUGGGAGUAACAUAUCCAAAUUGCACGAAAAUCUGUUCGGUAGUUUCCGUGUCGCAUUGUGUGGAAAUUGGGACACAUGGACUAGUUUGUAACCACCAACUUAAAGGGUUAGUUUAGACAGCAUAACCACUACAAUGCUCUGUAGUGGUUAUGGUGUUCAUUGGAGCUGUUCCCCAUGUGAGAGUCAAAGCGUUUACAAACACUUUUACACUUUUCUGUGUCUUUAUGGUGCCUGCAGUCUGGCCCUAUCUUCAGAUAUUACUAAAGACUCUUCCUCCAUUUUUCUGCUUCUAUCAGCUGAUGUCCUAUUAAUCCCUCCAUGUGAGAGCACACUGUACAUGCAGAUAACGUUUUAAAUUCUUGACAUUAUUCUUUGUGAUAUAUGUCUUUAACCUAUGGUCAGCGUCUUUGCAAUCCGAAUCACAUUGUGUAUGUAAUACUGUGUCCACAUCUGAAGAGCAGUAAGUGUUACCACUUUUCCUGCAGAGGGUAAAUCCUGUUAACUUCUGCUGCCUAAUCACUGUAUAGAUUAAUAUUUGCUGAGAAUGGGAAGUUCUGAGCCAAACUCUCUCUCUCUCUCCUUCACAGGACACAAAAGGAAAUUGAAUGCAGAAGAAAUGGCAGAUUUUUACAGGGAUUUCCUCAGCAAAAACCUUGAAAAGCAUACACGUUAUAACAGGUAAAAUAUGUCCUCUAGAUGGGCCUGUUUGUGGGUAGCUAUAUACUGCUUUAGGCAUUAACCUUUUCAUUACUGAGAAUGUCAAAGGUUCACUUCCCUUAAAGAAAUAUUAACAUUUUGCUUCUUUGUUCAAAUAUAAAAACUGUAUGUUAUGUGUCAAAGCAGAGUGUAUGUUUACAGGUAACAGGAUCAAGGAUGUGGAAAAUAUAUUGCCCGACUCCUGGUACAUGCUUUUGUUUUUUGUUAUUCCUUUGGCCAAACAGCAAGUGGCAGGGCUUUGGGAUUGCUGCCAGAGCUGGGAGCAUUAGAUCUGCAUCUCAGGUGAGUGCAUACCACAUUAAUCACCCCCUUACGGUCCGGUGCUCUCUAGUGAUUCAGAGGGCAGUCGCUAGGAUUCCCAGCAUGUAUUCUGACUCACUGAAAGCACAGACUCUGAGGGAGUCAUUACUCAGGUCUGUAUUAGCCAAAGGUGUAGACCUUACGCACCCACACAGAACCACCAUGGAUUCCCCCUUUACCACCAGGCUAAACACAGCACCACCACACACAUCACAUACAGCCAGCACACAAUAUGACAAGGGGAGAGACAAUGACACGUGGAUAAUUCACAUAACUCUGCAUUUUGAGCUAUAUAAAUCCAAAUGACAAAACUGAGGCAAAAAAUAGCCAUAUCAUGACUAUUGUGGAGUUACAGAUUUUUUCCAACUAUUUUACCUCUUUUUUUUUUUCCAUUUAGAUUUAAUUUGUUCAAAUUUAGAUUUUAGCAAAUAGCCCCAUCAAUGUCCAAGGCUCUAGGCAGGGGGCUCCAAUCUUUGUAACUGAAAUUGUUUUGUAUCAAAACAAGUAGAAUAUGAUAAUAGACAAGUAGAUUGGGCUUGCGAAUUAGUGCCUUGGAGAAAUAAAGGUUUUUGUUGUUUUUUUUCUUAUUCCACACCCCAGUCACACAGUUGAUUAGUUUGGACAUCAACAGCAGCAUGCACCAUAGCCUAUCAGCAGUGGUGGUUGGAGAAGUAGCACAUCACCCUCCAUUUGUUUACUUGUAGAAUGGUGAGAUAUCUUCUUUGUUACUUGCAGUGGAGGGAUCGUUUUGUAUGGAAUUUUAAAUGUUUUUACUGUUCGCUUCUGUCAAAACAAGUGGUUUGACUUCAUUUAAAGGAACCCUCAAAUCACCCACUAUAACAUUUUGUGGUGUUUAUAGUGCUAGCAGUGCCUUGACUUCAUUCCGGUGUAAUCUGUUAAACCAGUUUAGCACGGUUUGACAUGUACCAGUGUCGUGUAGUGGUUGUGGUGGUGGAGUGUUCUUUUAAUAAGCCUGGUACGUUACAAUAUUGUUUCAGUGUUUAAUUUGAAAAUUGCAAUUUUUCAACUCUCAAGCAGGAAUUUAUAAAAUGUAUAACCGCAGGGUAGUCAUACUGCUAAUAGACAUUUUUUUUUUUUUUUUUUAAAACAACACCUGUAUUGACUUAAAGUGGCCCGUUUGUUUUUGUUUUUUUGUUUUUUUUCACGUUUUCUCCAGUAUCUUAAUACAUAUAAAUGCUGCUUGCCUUUAUUUAUAUUGAUCUUUUUCUUAUUGUGCUAAAUCUCAGUACCUGGGCGCAGCCAUUUUGUUGUCCUCUGCCCAUGGUGGUCAUUCUGUGGGAUUGAUUGUACUGGGAAUUUACAGUAAAUUUGAUUGGUAACCUUGCUUCUUUUUUUUUUUAAUUCUUUAUUUUGUGCAGUGCAUAUGGGUGUAACAAACAUACAGGUGGUACCCCAGCGGCAUUCCACUUGCUUAUUUCAAAACAAUUGUAACAGUGGGGCAUAAGAUAACAGUGCACUGUUUUAUAUUUAAGUUGAAAGUUGUCAUGUUUGGAGCAUACUUUUCACACAUGGUGUUCGGUGAUACAAACAGGCAUAUUUCAGGCUCUGAUUCUCAUUUGGACGUGAGAAGGUAUACAUAGAUUUAUACUGUCUAGUGAGUUUACAUGCUGAUAAACCAACAGUUACUCUUUAAGUUUUAAACAGGCUUGGGUUGCCUCAUUAGUUUAUGCUGGCUAGUAAAAUAAUGCCUAUUAAUUAAGCAUUUACAUGGUACUUGUCAACAGCGCUAUUUUUUAGUCGGGUAUGUUGAAAAUAAUUAAGCAUGCUUAUGGGGUGUCAGGAGUAUUUUUAAAGCUGUUACCGCUUAACUACAGUAUUGUUCUGAACAUACAGCUUCUCCAGCUCAGUUGCAUAUAUAUGAAGCUUAAACCCAUUAUGAGAUGUGAGCUGGGUUGUAUUGUGACCUAAGAGUAGUGGGUCAUAUAAGGAGCUGUGCAUCGGCUGUAUAAUCACUGGUCAAAAAGAGCACAUGCAAGGGACAAAGGCAACGGCUUUGCAAAGAGUGGAAUACUGACAGGUUAAAGACCGUUACUGUAUGCUUAGCCAGUGUUUAGAGAGCAGUUUGUGUGUUUUAAGAGGCAAGGUGGGGAAGUCCAGCUAUAGCGGGGUACGCCUGACGGGCUCCAGUCUCAUGUCCACACUCAUCCGAUCCCCUCUGGGCGCCAAAUAUAGUCCCUGAGAACCAGUGUCACCUGGGGUGCCAGAUGCAUGCACCCGGCACGUGUUGGUAGAGGUUUGCGUGGUGGUGCGGGGGUCGGUGCUUUUCUGGUGGGCAGGGUACUUCAGGUCCAGACCGUGGUUGAGGUGGCCUGGAGUGGAGGUGUAUGCUUGAUAGGGAGUGGGCUCUUUGUUUCCGCCUGUGCCGCAGGUCUCGCCGUCGAUGCUUCCUAUGGGAGCCGCUAGCAGUUACCACUCUACUUCUGCCCCUGGGACUUGAGAUUGCCAAGGGUGUAAUUGCAGGAAUGAUCUGCUUUGCUGGUGUGUUCUGCUUCCUCUCCGAUAUCCUGGCCCAGAAGGCAUAACAUUUUUUUUCGAGCCUGGUCAGAAGGUAAGUCGCCGGAUCCCCCGGGCCCCGAUGCUUGCCGACUGGUGCAUGGUGUCCGCCAUAUUGGAGUUGGUGAAUUUGGGGUUGAGCAAUCUCCGGGACGCGCAGUAGGUAUGCUGUUGGUGCCGGGAUAUCCCUCACCGGCAGGGGGGAAGGCUCGUGGGUGGUCCUCUGCAGCUUAGGCUCCGCUGCCAGGGAGGCCACGGGCUGGGUGAUCAGCCACCUCACCCACGCCCUCGCCUCCACCUAGGCCACAAAACGUGGCGGUUGUCGCCCCAGUAGGCCCCAGCGAUCUAUCUCGAGUUCCCGGUGUCUCAAUGGUUCAUGCUUAGUCUUGUUGCAAUCCCCCUUGCAUCCCCUACGUGGGUGAUGCAAUUUGGGGGAUUUUGUAGCUUGAGAGCCAGGUUAAUGUCACAUAGAUUAGGAAUGCAGAUGGGAGCUCGUGCUGCACACAUCCGAUCAGCUUGUAACCUUGCUUUUUAAAUACUGCUCCUUCUCAAGUUCUGUCUGACUAUUAUACAUAAGGAAAGAAAUGAAAAAAAAAAAAAGAUUCAUACACAGAGAACUAUGUAGAAGCAGGUUAGAUGAAGUUUAUUUUUGAUGACAAAGCCACUUUAACUAUGUGUGUGCAUGCUGAUAUUCUCACAUGUUCUUUUGUUUCAAAGGUAUGUUUUUAUUUUCUCUCCUAAUGGUAUACUCCACAUACAACCGGUAUAAUAAUAACUGGUAAUUUAAUGGAUUCUGUUUCUAUAAUGUGUAACUUUGUUUUUCUUUGUUAUUCCCCUACACAUUACAGAGAAUGGUAUAAGCGGAAUUUUACAAUUACGUUACUCAUGGCAAAAGUGACGUUACUGAGAGCUUGGGAGAAACUCGGUUGGAAAAAGACAAAGACUGAACCUUGACAACCUGCGAUUUUGUGGAUGAACCAAAAAGAAUAUAUUUCUCAGGAAUAUUAACCCAGAGGACCUAAAGUUGAUUGACUGUGACAUUAAUUACUUGUUACUUUUCACUAUAUGCUGUUUAGUGCUUCAUCAAACCGGUUCUCACUCAAGGAUCUGUGCAGAAGACAUUUGCUGAGUGUGAAAGGACAGCAAUAGCUUAGAGGCUUGUUAAAUUUUGUGUUGAUUUCUAAAUGAAAAUUAACAUCCUUGUUGACAUGCGAAUGUAGUUUUCUGGCAUUAUUUAUUAAUUGUUUCAUUCCCACUUAGGGUUUUAUUUAAAUGUCACACAUCCUGAUCUUUCCUCCACUCAAAUGGUUAUGAGUUUGAGUCGACUCAAUUUUGUUUUAUUUUUUUACUGUUAUUUCAUUCAAUUUUGCUCAAUUCAGGGUAAAAUGGCUGUUCUCAUGUGGUCAUUGGGUAAUUACAACUCAAGUGCAUCUCAAGGAAAUGACUGAAGUCACCACAAACCAGUUGAUGUCAGAAACCUUUGGACUAAAUCAAAAGCCCCCUUAGGAAUUUUCCUGGGGUUGAUAACAAAUCUGGUUUGUUGACUAUGCAGCAGUAGACAAGACACCACCAGUCACGACCAUUGGUUUAAUCUCUCUCCAUAUUCUGGAGACCGUGUGUGGUACAAAUUAUUUUUGCUUGGAGGAUCUCACAAAUCUGACUAUUUGAAGAGUAUGCACCAAUGCCUUAUUGUAAUUAAUGGGAUGACUAAAUCAGUUUAUGUAUUGGGGCUAGUGUUCCUCUUUAACCUAUUCACUUGUCUGAAUCUGUUCUAAGACUAAAGACAUUGCGUCACUUUCCCGCUAUUGUGCAAUUGCAAUUUAAAUACUAACAAUUUUAUUAUGUGUUCAUUUGUAAGAGAAGGAAAAAAAAAACAUCAUAGGGUUUUACUCGUCAUUCUGGAAAUUACAGAUAAGUGACCAUGGUUGUACAGAAUUGUAUACCAAAACAGCCAUCUAAACUUUUAUUUAUUUUUUUGAGUUGGCAUACUUACCCAGGCUGAUUUCAAUCAUAAAAGGCUUUGCUCCUAAUCUAAAUGUGUAAAUAAAAAGAGAUUUGGGGAUACAGAAAAAAAGAAAUCGAAAAAGGAGAAAGUGUAGUUAUGUUGGUUAGAACCUUGUGUGAUAGCAAUAAAUACAGUGCAUGUGUUAGAAGUGUGGGUUUAUAUGAAGAUGCAAGUUUAAUAUCAUCUUAGACAGUGAGUGCCCAGCACAAAUCUAUCACAGUUGGGGUUAGGGGCAUGAACAUCACGAAGGAACAGAAUAUAUAUAUAUAUGUUUAUCAUGGUAACCCAUAAAGCCAGCUUUAAAGGGUAACUGUCACUUCCAAAGAUUUGUUUAAUAUUAUAUUUAUUUAACCAUUCUAACAAAUAUGAAUUGUGAAGGAGUGAAAAAUUAAAUUCAAUGUAGAAAUCCACACCAUUAUAUCCUGCAACUGGGCACCUCCAUCUUUGCUCCCGGUCAAUCAUUGUUAUAAGCUCCGCCCUUUACACCUGUCAGUCAGCCUAGACAAAGCAUACAAAGAGGAAAAAAUUAAACCAUGUUUCUAUUUUUACUCCUCAUUUGCAUUUUUUGCCCUGGGUGUUCUCAGACCGAAGUGUAUUGUGAUGUGAUUUGCUAAAUCUUUUCUAGAAAUGUUAAAGGGACACUGUAGUCACCAGAACAACUACAUCUUAUUGCAUUUGCUCUGGUGAGAAUCAUUCCCUUAGCGAAUGUUUUGCCCAUUUACAAGAAAGGUAAUAGGGAGGAGUCGGGCAACUAUAGGCCAGUAAGCCUUACUUCAGUAGUGGGGAAAGUGAUGGAAACCAUGUUAAAGGAUAGGAUUGAUGAACAUCUAAAAACACAUGGAUUUCAAGAUCAGAGACAACAUGG
Messenger RNA from Pelobates cultripes (western spadefoot toad), 16840 nucleotides. The record is from the annotation of a GenBank genome assembly. NCBI's taxonomy places the organism in Eukaryota, Metazoa, Chordata, Amphibia, Anura, Pelobatidae.